Molecule: messenger RNA, 815 nt
Organism: Belonocnema kinseyi
Lineage: Eukaryota; Metazoa; Arthropoda; Insecta; Hymenoptera; Cynipidae
Exons: 2
Coding region: 74-757 (227 amino acids)
Source: RefSeq, a predicted model, not a curated record
GGAGGGAGACUGAUGUCUCGCGUGAUCAGCAGAGUCAUUUUCUAAUAUUUUAAUGUAAAAAAAGGCUUUAAAAAUGGCUUGCAGAUUGUCUACUGUAUUUCGACACCUUUGCAUAAAUGGCAGGAGCUUGUCAACUGCAAGUCAUGCACGCACCUCACCAAAUGCAGUCCCAAGUUUUCGAAAAUUACAAAAUUCCACCUCACCUUCGAUCUACGAACCAAAUUUCACACUUUCCCCAAAAUCAGUCGAUUUCGGAUUCACCAUACCACCACCAGACAUAUCCAGAAUAAGCAUCACUGAGACCCCAAUUUCCAUAAAUCGCCACAUAGAGGAACCCUAUAAAAUUAUCCACAACAAAGAGGACAUCGUGCCAGACAAAUUUGUCGAUCUUCCAACUCUGGAGAAUAUUAUUGAAAAACAUGCGGUGCGAAUGAUAAUUGUUCGAAGGCACAAGAUGAAAGUUCACAAGCUGAAAAAGCUACGCAAGAAAAUGAAAUACGUGAAUAUGAAAGUGAAAAAAAGGCGCAAGCUGAGAAGGGAAAAGGGAUUUAAAAAACACAUUUUCAAUAUUGUGCACAACGCGGAAAAAUUCAAUCCAAAGAGGUAUGUGAGGGAGAGGCUUCAGUUACUCACGAGGGAAAUUUUACCGACAAGAUGGAGAGGAGAAAUUCUUCCGCCGGCGGUGAUUCGAGAAUUUGUUUACGCACAACGAAGGAAAGUUGCUGCGAAGAAGAAUAAAAAACGUUUGACAUUAUGAGUGGAUUUUUUGUAAGUAAGAUACCUGAGGAAUAAAGGUAUUAUGUUAUCAAGUUUAA